GGGUAAGAAAGGCAAACAGUUGAGUAGGGGGAGAAAGAAAUGAUUGUAAAAGCAUCAUUUAAUACUCUAUAUAAAUCAGAGUUGUAACGUAUGUUUGGGAUUUCCAGGACGACAAUUAUCAGCAUUUUAAGUAAAAUUCGAGCAGAGGGUAACGUUGAAAACAAGCCCCGAAGUGGGAGGAAAAAAUCUCUUAUUCGGCUUGUGAAAUGUAACAAAAGAUCAAGUUUGACAGAUGUGACCAACAAGCUAAAUGAGGGGAAGGAUGGUGAAUUUUGACAGAAAACUGUGUCAAGAAAUUACAGUAAACGGGGUACAAAAGACGAGUUACAAAGGAGAAAAGGGUGUUUUUUUGAGUGGGAAAAUGUGCUAUGUUCUAAUGAAAGUCAAGCUGUGACAGGGAUGGACAAUCGUGUUUAUGUGUGGAGAAAACAUGAUGAAGGCAGAAAACAAGAAAUUACAGUAAGCGGGGUACGAAAGACGAGUUGCAAGGGAGAAAAGGGUGGUUUUUGAACAAGGUGAACAAGAAAAAGCGUGUAAAAUGGUAUAAGGAAAGGAAGACUAGACGAAUCAUCGAAAGUGGGAAAAUGUGAUAUGUUGUAAUGAAAGUCAAAUUGUGACAGGAAUGGACAAUCGUGUUUAUGUGUGGAGAAAACAUGAUGAAGCCAACAGACCCAUCUUGUCUACCCGCCAUCUCGGAAGGGAGAACCUUAAGAAGCUGUGUGUCAACAGUGCAUAAUGGGGCGAGAUUACGAAGUAGAGGACCAUUUGUCUCCAAUCAGUCACAAUUCUGUCUCUCCACUCAAACUUUUGAUAAUAUCCUCAUCGAGAGAGAGGAAGCUACAGGUGUAGCAGUAGUGAAGAUGAACAGAAAACCAGUUAAUAGCUUGUCCUUGGAAAUGCUAACAGACAUGCACCUGGCCUUUGAGAAGUUGGAAGGGGACAAAUCCUGCCGAGGAGUGAUUCUCACGUCUGCCAACCCCGGGGUGUUCUCAGCUGGCCUGGACAUCAUGGAAAUGUAUCAGCCCGAGGAGGCUAGGCUACGAGAGUUUUGGAGGAACGUUCAGGAAAUCUGGCUCAGGCUCUAUGGUUCUAGCCUCAUCACCAUUGCAGCCAUUAAUGGGCAUUCCCCAGCUGGUGGCUGUCUUCUAGCUUUGUGCUGUGAUUACAGAGUGAUGGCUGCUCCAAAAUUUACGAUCGGUUUGAAUGAAACCUUGUUGGGUAUAAUCCCUCCAUUUUGGUUUACAGAUACCUUCCUGAACACAUGUGGACAGAGGAGAGCCGAGUACUCUCUGCAGCUGGGGGAGAUGUUCAGUUCAGAGAAGGCUCUACAGGCUAACUUGGUGGAUGAGCUUGCAGACAUUGGACUAGUGUUCCAGAAGGCAAGAGAGCAGAUGGACGUGUGGCUCAAAAUACCAGAUUUAGCCCGACAAUUAACAAAAUCCGGUAUACGCAGCGGUCUGAUCCAGAAACUCAAGUCACGACGUGAAGAGGACAUCAAUACUUUUGUCAACUUCAUCAUGAAAGACUCAGUCCAGAAAACAUUGGAGGUUUAUUUGGAAAGCUUAAAGAAACGUAAAAGUUAAAUGUGUAAAUGCAGAUUAAAUCGAUGUAGAUCUGUGUAUUUACUAAUCAGGGACUUAUCUGUGAUCAUCAGCUAAUAGUGCUAUGCCUGGAUGGGCUGUCUAACACACUGUCAUGUAUGAUCUGUAUACUGGAUUUAUUACAGUUUGAUGAUGUUCUGAUGUUGCGUUCCAACACAUUAUCAGAACAUCA
Messenger RNA from Liolophura sinensis, 1773 nucleotides. RefSeq names its product enoyl-CoA delta isomerase 1, mitochondrial-like. Gene Ontology annotation, cellular component: mitochondrion. The record is from RefSeq and is a predicted model, not a curated record. The transcript is spliced from 8 exons. The coding region runs from base 639 to 1583 and encodes 314 amino acids. Lineage: Eukaryota; Metazoa; Mollusca; Polyplacophora; Chitonida; Chitonidae. Gene Ontology annotation, biological process: fatty acid beta-oxidation. Gene Ontology annotation, molecular function: catalytic activity.